Messenger RNA from Aspergillus heteromorphus CBS 117.55, 1637 nucleotides. Its product is annotated as MFS general substrate transporter. Gene Ontology annotation, cellular component: membrane. NCBI's taxonomy places the organism in Eukaryota, Fungi, Ascomycota, Eurotiomycetes, Eurotiales, Aspergillaceae. Bases 142 to 1608 code for a protein of 488 amino acids. The record is from RefSeq and is a predicted model, not a curated record. Gene Ontology annotation, biological process: transmembrane transport. Gene Ontology annotation, molecular function: transmembrane transporter activity. The transcript is spliced from 9 exons.
CAUGGAACCUCAGUCAGGACGCCAACCUGAAGACGAACACCCACCCACCGCCCGCCGCGAAAGCUUUGAUCACCGCGGUCACCCACCCCUCCCCCAUUCUCCAAAUUCCAAGCUUCAUCCCAGACCUCCACCGAGCCCGCCAUGACCACAGAGAAACCAUCGCAGCAGCAGCACGAAUCGCAAACAUGUCGUGACACCGACCCCGCCCCCAUCAACGAGAAGCGGCUGCUGCGCAAGAUGGACUUCCACCUCAUGCCGGUGCUGACGCUGCUGUACCUGUUCUGCUUUCUCGACCGGGGGAAUAUCGGCAACGCGAGGAUCGAGGGGAUGGAGGAUGACUUGCACUUGAAGGGGUCGCAGUAUAACUGGGCGCUCACGGUGUUUUUCUUCACGUACACGGUCUUCGAGCUGCCGUCGAAUCUGGUGUUGCAGAAGGUGCGGCCAUCCGUCUGGAUCCCGUCGCUGAUGGUGGCGUGGGGGGUGGUUAUGACCCUAACGGGCAUCGUGACCAACUACCACGGUCUCCUCAUCGCCAGACUAUUCCUCGGCGUCGCCGAAGCCGGUCUCUACCCGGGGGUGACAUACUACCUGACGAUGUGGUACUCGCGCCACGAGGCCCAACUCCGCCAAGCCAUCUUCUUCAGCGCCGCCAGCAUCGCCGGCGCCUUUUCGGGGCUGCUGGCCUUUGCCAUCGGGAAAAUGCACGGCGUCGGCGGAUACUCCGGGUGGCGGUGGAUCUUCAUCCUCGAGGGCAUCGCGACGGUGAUCGUGGCGGUGGUGGCGUACUUCGCGCUGUACGAUUACCCCGACACGGCGUCGUUCCUGACCGCCGACGAGAAGACGUGGGUGCUGCGGCGCCUGAAGAUGCAGUUCUCCGAGAAUGGGAACGUGGUUCCCGACACGGUGGAGUUUAAGUGGAAGUAUGUCUGGGAUGCGGUGAAGGAUUGGCAGGUGUAUAUGGCUGUUUUGAUGUACUACUCCACCAUGUGUCCCCUGUACGGAAUCAGCUUCUUCCUUCCCACUAUCAUCCGCGAUCUGGGAUAUACGUCUUCGACUGCGCAAUUGCUCACGGUCCCCCCCUACGUCACCGCCGCGGUCGCCGCCAUCCUCGCCGCAUGGUACUCCGAUCGAAUGGGGCAACGCUCGCCCCUGCUCCUCUUCCACAUCGGAUGCAUCGUCGCGGGGUUUCUCGUCUGUCUCGCGGGGUCGCAGCGCUGGGUGCCGGGGUUGAUCUACUUUGGGGUGUUUCUUGCAAUCCUCGGAAUCUACCCCGCCAUCCCCGCCAUCGUAACCUGGCUGAGCAGCAACCUGGCCGCCGACCACAAGCGAUCCGCCGGAAUGGCCAUCCACAUUGGCCUGGGGAAUUUCGCUGGCGCAAUGGCCUCCCACUUCUACCGCACCUCCGACGCCCCACGAUACAUACUCGGCCACUCCCUCGAGCUCGCCUUCGGGGUUCUCGGCGUGCUCGUCAUCCUGGUCACGCGGUUCGCAUACGACGGGAUCAAUCGUCGCCGGGUGGAUAAGUUGGUGAGACUCCGGCCCGAGUAUUCGGGGAGUGAGCUCGCGGAGAUGGGGGAUAAGUCGCCAACGUUUAGGUAUAUGCUUUGAUUUGGGGAGUGCGGUUCGGUACGGUCUUU